Messenger RNA from Zingiber officinale, 419 nucleotides. RefSeq lists its product as uncharacterized. Lineage: Eukaryota; Viridiplantae; Streptophyta; Magnoliopsida; Zingiberales; Zingiberaceae. The transcript has a single exon. The record is from RefSeq and is a predicted model, not a curated record. Bases 62 to 274 code for a protein of 70 amino acids.
ACUUUUUACAUCUCCGUUUCUCUUUGCCUUGUUUUUUUCUUCACCUCUUAGCACUUAGGCGAUGGUGGACUGGGGGCCGGUAUUGGUGGCGGUGGUAUUGUUCGUGUUGAUGUCGCCGGGACUACUGUUCCAGAUCCCGGGUAAAAGCGGACAGGUGGUCGAGUUUAGCAACUUCCACACCAGCAGCGCGUCUAUUCUCGUCCACGCCAUCAUCUAUUUCGCCCUCAUUACCCUCUUCCUCAUCGUCAUUGGCGUCCACGUCUAUGCCGGUUAGACUCAACCCAGCACCGCAAGGCAUAUAACUGAAGGUGUUUUCUUCCAUCUAUCUAUAUCAGCUGCUAGAUUGUGACCAGUACCCGUACUUCUUGCUCCUCGUCUUUUCAUUCUGCAAGUUCUAUAAGACCACCGAGAAAAAAAAA